Messenger RNA from Indicator indicator, 565 nucleotides. RefSeq names its product peptidyl-tRNA hydrolase 2 (gene PTRH2). Bases 46 to 564 code for a protein of 172 amino acids. The transcript is spliced from 2 exons. Gene Ontology annotation, molecular function: peptidyl-tRNA hydrolase activity. Gene Ontology annotation, biological process: negative regulation of anoikis; positive regulation of anoikis. Lineage: Eukaryota; Metazoa; Chordata; Aves; Piciformes; Indicatoridae. Gene Ontology annotation, cellular component: mitochondrion; cytosol. The record is from RefSeq and is a predicted model, not a curated record.
GCAGCGGCCUGGUGUGCUGAACGGCAGCUAAUUUCCGAAUCCAUCAUGGAUUAUCUCUCUAAACCCGGGCUCCUCAGUGUCAUCGCUGGAGUUGCGUGUGGAGUGUGCCUGGGCUGGGGCCUUCGUGGGAGACUCUUCAGGCAGCCCAAAGUCAGGAUGGCUGCACCUGCCAACAGCCUGGGGAGUGAAGCUGACAUCAUGGGAGAGUCUGGGGAGUUCAAGAUGGUGCUGAUUGUCCGCAACGAUUUGAAGAUGGGGAAGGGUAAAAUAGCAGCCCAGUGUUCUCAUGCUGCUGUUUCUGCCUACAAGCAAGCUCAGAGAAGAAAUCCUGAGCUCCUAAAACAGUGGGAGUACUGUGGACAACCUAAAGUGGUCCUCAAAGCUCCUGAUGAAGAGACUCUGAUUCAACUCCUAGCUGAUGCUAAACACCUUGGACUGACUGUGAGCUUGAUACAAGAUGCAGGUCGUACUCAGAUAGCUCCAGGUUCCAGGACAGUCCUUGGUAUUGGACCAGGACCAGCUGAUUUAGUAGAUAAAGUUUCUGGUCAGCUAAAACUCUUUUAAA